Messenger RNA from Fusarium keratoplasticum, 1671 nucleotides. RefSeq lists its product as uncharacterized. Bases 1 to 1671 code for a protein of 556 amino acids. The record is from RefSeq and is a predicted model, not a curated record. Gene Ontology annotation, biological process: positive regulation of transcription from RNA polymerase II promoter by galactose; DNA-templated transcription. Gene Ontology annotation, molecular function: zinc ion binding; DNA-binding transcription factor activity, RNA polymerase II-specific; RNA polymerase II cis-regulatory region sequence-specific DNA binding. Gene Ontology annotation, cellular component: nucleus. The transcript is spliced from 4 exons. NCBI's taxonomy places the organism in Eukaryota, Fungi, Ascomycota, Sordariomycetes, Hypocreales, Nectriaceae.
AUGUCCGCCAAGCUUGCGUUGAAUGCAAGAGGCGGAAGACCAGAUGUGAUGGUCACCUUCCUUGUUGGAGAUGCAAGGCACAAUCUGUUUGUUGCACAGCUCAUGGCUGGCUUGGCAUCGCCACCCCCUGAGCUUUGCGGUCUUGCUCGAGUAGAUCACAACCUUGAUGUGGUCAGAGCGAAUCUCAAGGCGGCGGGGAUACCAGCAGAUAUCCUUGACGGUUCAAGCACCGGGUCUGAUUUCUCAUCGGACGCAUCAUCCGGACUGGCGCGAUUUGACUCAUGUCUGCUGCCUUUCACAUCCGACCCUCUCUAUGAUAUCACAAGGGAGCACGCCAUCGACCUCAUCGAUCAAUGGUGCUCCGGCCCGGGUUUGCUAUAUCCCAUUGUGGAUAGACAGAAGAUGCUCGACAAAAUCUACAGUGUCUUCACAUUUCUAGAAUACGCCCAAAAGGGUGGUAUUCAUAGGCCGAAUUUGACACAGACGCUGUUCAACCACGAGACGAAUAAGCUGAAGCUUAUCCUUGCCAUCAGCCGUACGCUUGAAGGAGGAAGCAGGAAUCAUGAAGCUCAGAGACUUUUUCAGAGCGCAACAGAAACGUUGGACGGAUUAAUUUGGACCUCCGCCGGCAUCGAGAGCGUUGAGGUCCUUACCCUCCUUGCACUGUACCAUUAUUACCUCGACGAAGAAGUCUUCACGGGUCGAAUUACUACACUAGCAGCAAGGUUAUGCAUGGAAAUGGGACUGCAUCGUCGAACGGUUCUGGAAGCGAAAUUUCCAGAUGUCGAGGAACGAUUAACUGCACUCCGGACGUUUUGGUCAGUCUUCAUGUUGGAAAGAAGGACGAGCCUUAGCCAAGGCAUCCCCUUCAUAAUCCCAGACCCUUACGCGGACCCGUCACUUGUCUCGUUGCUGCGCCACAUGAGUAACCAAGCAGCACUAUCUGCGCAGCCACCUCUGCGAGAUGGCUCAAGUCUAGCUCUGUUUGCUCAGCUAGAGUGGUCAAAGCUAUCUGGGAAGGCAUGGCACGUUCUGAACAACCCAGGCGAAACUAAUUCCGAAAUCCGACUGGACGAUCUGGACUAUAUCGACUAUCAAGUUGUUCGGUGGUACGAGAAAGUCCCCGAGGACUUGAGUAUGAGCCCCGCCGGGCAGCGGCAGCACUACGAACAGCAUGAUCCAACAUACGUCCGCGGUGAUUUGUAUUGCCAAAAAGCUCAACUCCGCAAUCUGAUCUACCGGCCCAUGUUGAAAUCUACAGCCCUAAUCACCCGAUACGGCGCGCAUACCCACCGUGCUGUAGAAAUUGCCAAAGAGACGGUCCAGAUGUUGGCGGAUCUGAACGACAAAAGUCCUCUAGUCCGGAAGGAUCCGGUUUCUUUCAAGCACUCGUUGGUUGCUGCUGCAGGAAACCUUUUAUUGGCCGUGACCAACGGUGGCUCUACGUUCUGGGAAAGUUCCAAGGUUGAAAUCGCCCUUGCUCUAGGCCUGAUGGAAUGUUUGGAAAUGAGAUCGAGCUCCUUGAUGCGCUUACGGCAACGGCUCCAGAGGCUACGGGAGACACACCCUGCACAUCUUAAUAUUCCGAAUUAUGAAGGACCCCCCGUGGCAUGCGACGAUUAUAGACCAUCUUUCCUUGAGAACCUUUUUCAUCUCCAUCCUUGUGUAUGA